Populus nigra (black poplar) is the source of this 607-nucleotide messenger RNA. Its product is annotated as small ribosomal subunit protein eS28x-like. Bases 136 to 333 code for a protein of 65 amino acids. Gene Ontology annotation, biological process: maturation of SSU-rRNA; ribosomal small subunit assembly; translation. Lineage: Eukaryota; Viridiplantae; Streptophyta; Magnoliopsida; Malpighiales; Salicaceae. Gene Ontology annotation, molecular function: structural constituent of ribosome. Gene Ontology annotation, cellular component: ribosome; cytosolic small ribosomal subunit. The transcript is spliced from 2 exons. The record is from RefSeq and is a predicted model, not a curated record.
UCCUAAUUACAUAAAUACCCCAAACUAAGCCUACUCUUCUUAACACAACCCUAACUCUAGGCAUUCGUAUUUUCUGCCUUCCACUUUGCAAGAACCAGAAAACCAGCUACAGGCGGCUGCUGCGUUCCUCUCAGGAUGGAUUCUCAGAUUAAGCAUGCGGUUGUGAUGAAAAUUAUGGGUAGGACUGGAUCGAGGGGGCAGGUGACUCAGGUUAGAGUCAAGUUUCUUGAUGAUCCAAAUCGAUUCAUCAUGAGGAAUGUGAAGGGACCCGUGAGAGAAGGGGAUGUCCUCACUUUGCUUGAGUCUGAAAGAGAGGCAAGGAGACUCCGCUGAUCUGCCAAUGGCGCCAUGAGCUUUCUUUUAAUUGAAAUAUAGAAGUAUUUUCUGUGUGGUUUAUGUCAAAAGACUUGAAAGUUUGGUUCUUGAGUUGCUCCCUGAUGUUUUUUUUCUUGCUUCAGAGUAUUUUCUGUUUAUUGUUUUCAAUGCACUGACCUUGCUGAGGAAUUUUGCCUUGUUGGUGGGAUAUAUGGGUCCAAUGUGCCUUUGUCGCACUACUCUGCUUGCUUGAUGCAGUAAAAAGUAUUGUUGCAGUUUAUUCUCCUUUCAA